UUAAAUAAAAAAGAAAGAAAAAAAAAACACUUGAGAAUCUGCAGAAACACGAAAAAAAGAAAAGUUUCAAAGCUUUUAAGAGCUUAAAAAUUUGCUUUGAAGCUUCAAAUAUUCAUAUGAACUAAAUAAGAAAAGCCUUUUGUUUCUUUUUUUUUGCUUAGAAGAAAUGAUUUUCGUUUUCAAAAUCAUUAUUUAGUUUCUCUCGUGCUCUUCUCUUCUCUAUUUUUCUCCUUUUUAGAGUUAAGAGCAAAUACAGAUUCGUUAAUUCUGCUGAAGAAGAACUCUGUUUCUUUCCUCCAACAAACAAAAGUUUUUUUUUUUUUUUUUUUUUUGUUUCUAUAAACCAUGAAGGCUCCAUCAAAUGGGUUUCUUCCCACUUCCAACGAAGGAGAGAAGAAACCAAUCAAUUCUCAACUAUGGCACGCUUGUGCAGGGCCUUUAGUUUCAUUGCCUCCUGUGGGAAGUCUUGUGGUUUACUUUCCUCAAGGACACAGCGAGCAAGUUGCAGCAUCGAUGCAGAAGCAAACUGAUUUUAUACCAAAUUACCCAAAUCUUCCUUCUAAGCUGAUUUGCUUGCUUCACAGUGUUACAUUACAUGCUGAUACCGAGACCGAUGAAGUCUAUGCACAAAUGACUCUUCAACCUGUGAAUAAGUAUGAUAGAGAAGCAUUGCUAGCUUCUGAUAUGGGCUUGAAGCUAAACAGACAACCUACUGAGUUUUUUUGCAAGACUCUUACUGCAAGUGACACAAGCACUCAUGGUGGAUUCUCUGUACCGCGUCGUGCAGCUGAGAAGAUAUUCCCUCCUCUUGAUUUCUCUAUGCAACCGCCUGCGCAAGAGAUUGUAGCUAAAGAUUUACAUGAUACUACAUGGACUUUCAGACAUAUCUAUCGAGGCCAACCAAAAAGACACUUGCUUACCACAGGUUGGAGCGUUUUUGUUAGCACAAAGAGACUUUUCGCGGGUGAUUCAGUUUUGUUUGUAAGAGAUGAGAAAUCACAGCUGAUGUUGGGUAUAAGACGUGCAAAUAGACAAACUCCGACUCUUUCCUCAUCGGUCAUAUCCAGCGACAGUAUGCACAUUGGGAUUCUUGCAGCUGCAGCUCAUGCUAAUGCCAAUAGUAGCCCUUUUACCAUCUUCUUCAAUCCAAGGGCAAGUCCUUCAGAGUUUAUUGUUCCUUUAGCCAAAUACAACAAAGCCUUGUACGCUCAAGUAUCUCUAGGAAUGAGAUUCCGGAUGAUGUUUGAGACCGAGGAUUGUGGGGUUCGCAGAUAUAUGGGUACAGUCACUGGCAUUAGUGAUCUUGACCCUGUAAGAUGGAAAGGCUCACAAUGGCGUAAUCUUCAGGUAGGAUGGGAUGAAUCAACAGCUGGAGAUAGGCCAAGCCGAGUAUCCAUAUGGGAAAUCGAACCCGUCAUAACUCCUUUUUACAUAUGCCCUCCUCCAUUUUUCAGACCUAAGUACCCGAGGCAACCGGGGAUGCCAGAUGAUGAGUUGGACAUGGAAAACGCUUUCAAGAGAGCAAUGCCUUGGAUGGGAGAAGAUUUUGGGAUGAAAGAUGCGCAGAGUUCGAUGUUCCCUGGUUUAAGUCUAGUUCAAUGGAUGAGCAUGCAGCAAAACAAUCCAUUGUCAGGUUCUGCUACUCCUCAGCUCCCGUCUGCGCUCUCAUCUUAUAACCUACCAAACAAUUUUGCUUCCAACGACCCUUCGAAGCUUUUGAACUUCCAGUCCCCAAACCUCUCUUCCGCAAAUUCCCAAUUCAACAAAUCAAACACGGUUAACCAUAUCAGCCAACAGAUGCAAGCACAACCAGCCAUGGUGAAAUCGCUACAACAACAACAACAACAACAACAACAACAGCUGCAACAACAACAACAACAACAACUACAGAUUUCACACCAACAGCUGCAGCAACAAGGGAAUUAUAGCAAUGGUGCGAGUGCUGUUGCUAACCAAGUCUCUUGUCAAAAUCCAAACCAACCUACUGGAUUCUCUCAGUCUCAGCUUCAGCAGCAGUCAAUGCUCCCUAGUGGUGCUAAAAUGAUACACCAGAACAUAAAUUCAGUGGGGAAUAAAGGCUCGUCUCAAAUGACAUCGUUUGUGCAAGAAAUGCAGUUUCAGCAGCAACUGGAAUUGCAUAAUAGUAGCCAGUUAUUAAGAAACCAGCAAGAACAGUCCUCUCUGCAUUCGUCACAACAAAAUCUGUCCCAAAAUCCUCAGCAACUCCAAAUGCAACAACAAUCAUCAAAACCAAGUCCGUCACAACAGCUUCAGUUGCAGCUACUGCAGAAGCUACAGCAGCAGCAACAGCAGCAGUCGGUUCCUCCAGUAAGCUCAUCCUUACAGCCACAAUUAUCCGUGUUGCAGCAGACACAAAGCCAUCAAUUGCAACAACUUCUGUCAUCGCAGAAUCAACAGCCCUUGGCACAUGGUAAUAACAGCUUCUCAGCUUCAACUUUCAUGCAGCCUCCACAGAUUCAGGUGAGUCAUCAGCAGCAAGAACAGAUGAACAACAAAAAUCUAGUAGCCGCCGGACAAUCACAUUCUGGUCACACAGAUGGAGAAGCUCCUUCGUGUUCAACCUCACCUUCCGCCAAUCACACCGGACAUGAUAAUGUUUCACCGACGAAUUUCCUGAGCAGAAAUCAACAACAAGGACAAGCUGCAUCUGUAUCUGCAUCUGAUUCAGUCUUUGAUCGUGCAAGCAAUCCGGUCCAAGAGCAUUAUACAAAAACCGAGAGCCGGUUCAAUCAAGGCAUGGUAAAUUUGAAGAGUGGUGGUGAACAGUUCAGAUUUAAAGGCGCGGUAACAGAUCAAAUCGAUGUAUCUACAGCGGGAGCGACGUAUUGUCCUGAUGUUGUUGGCCCUGCACAGCAGCAACAGACUUUCCCACUACCAUCAUUUGGUUUUGAUGGAGACUGCCAAUCUCAUCAUCCAAGAAACAACUUAGCUUUCCCUGGUAAUCUCGAAGCCGUAACUUCUGAUGUUCUCUAUUCUCAAAAGGACUUUCAAAACUUGGUUCCCAACUAUGGCAACGCACCAAGAGACAUUGAGACGGAGCUAUCCAGUGCUGCAAUCAGUUCUCAGUCAUUUGGUAUUCCCAGCAUUCCCUUUAAGUCCGGAUGUUCAAAUGAGGUUGGUGGCAUCAAUGAUUCCGGCAUCAUGAAUGGUGGAGGACUGUGGCCCAAUCAGACUCAACGAAUGCGCACAUAUACAAAGGUUCAAAAACGAGGAUCAGUAGGAAGAUCAAUAGAUGUUACCCGUUAUAGCGGCUAUGAUGAACUUAGGCAUGACUUAGCAAGAAUGUUUGGCAUCGAAGGACAGCUUGAAGAUCCGCUAACCUCUGACUGGAAACUCGUAUACACCGAUCAUGAAAACGAUAUUUUACUCGUUGGUGAUGAUCCUUGGGAAGAGUUUGUGAACUGCGUGCAGAACAUAAAGAUACUAUCAUCAGUAGAAGUUCAGCAAAUGAGCUUAGACGGAGAUCUUGCAGCUAUCCCAAUCACAAACCAAGCCUGCAGCGAAACAGACAGCGGAAAUGCUUGGAAAGUACACUAUGAAGACACUUCCGCUGCAGCUUCAUUCAACAGAUAGAAAAAAAGUAUACCAAAUCAACUUACAUCAAGAUCAUUCUGAGGCCAUCGCAAAGUACAGCUUUAUUUUUGUGUGUGUGUACUGCAAACAACAAACUGAGAGGAAGAAGAAGAUACUGCAAGGUAUAUAUACAUUUUUAUAGGACAGUGAUUUGAAUUUUCAUUCUAACUUGAUGUUGUUGUACUUUCUUGUUUACAUAUUUGUAUAACCAAAGUAUAAUGCUUGACAAGUCUAUGAAGAGCAAAUUUUAUACAGAGAUACUAAGAUGUAAUGUAACUAAACAAUUACCUUCAUUAACCAUGAAUCUUUUGGUCCU
Molecule: messenger RNA, 3910 nt
Organism: Arabidopsis lyrata subsp. lyrata
Lineage: Eukaryota; Viridiplantae; Streptophyta; Magnoliopsida; Brassicales; Brassicaceae
Product: auxin response factor 19
Exons: 12
Coding region: 346-3594 (1082 amino acids)
Biological process (GO): response to hormone; regulation of DNA-templated transcription
Cellular component (GO): nucleus
Molecular function (GO): protein binding; DNA binding
Source: RefSeq, a predicted model, not a curated record